Molecule: messenger RNA, 1085 nt
Organism: Rosa chinensis
Lineage: Eukaryota; Viridiplantae; Streptophyta; Magnoliopsida; Rosales; Rosaceae
Product: probable U6 snRNA-associated Sm-like protein LSm4
Exons: 8
Coding region: 200-820 (206 amino acids)
Biological process (GO): mRNA splicing, via spliceosome; P-body assembly; nuclear-transcribed mRNA catabolic process
Cellular component (GO): spliceosomal tri-snRNP complex; U6 snRNP; P-body
Molecular function (GO): U6 snRNA binding
Source: RefSeq, a predicted model, not a curated record
GUCACUCUAUUUUUAACCUUGUAAAAAAAGACUAAAACAGAGCCCCGCUCCACGUUCAUAGAAGCAAAGAAGACGAAGAGGGCUAAGCAGAGUGGCGAAAAGCUUCGGUCUCUCUCUCUCUCUCUCUCCCCUUCGCGAUCCCUCCGAGGCUAUUUUCCGGUGACUUUUGAUUUUCGCGGCCAGCUCCGUGCCCUAAACGAUGCUUCCGCUUUCACUGCUCAAGACUGCCCAAGGGCACCCCAUGUUGGUGGAGCUUAAGAAUGGGGAGACUUACAAUGGCCAUUUGGUGAACUGCGAUACUUGGAUGAACAUCCAUCUUCGAGAAGUCAUCUGCACUUCCAAAGAUGGAGACAGGUUUUGGAGGAUGCCCGAGUGCUACAUCCGUGGGAAUACUAUUAAGUAUCUGCGAGUUCCUGAUGAGGUGAUCGACAAGGUUCAGGAAGAAACCAAGAGAACAGAUAGGAAACCACCGGGAGUAGGGCGUGGAAGAGGAAGAGGAGGUAGGGAGGACGCUCCUGGUGGACGACAACCAAAAGGCAUUGGACGUGGCAUGGAAGAUGGUGCUAAGGGUGCUAGUGGAGGUCGAGGCAGAGGUGGACCAGGUGGAAAGGCUGGUGGAAGAGGUAAACUUGCUAACCCAUCUACUUAUUUUCAUCAAGUAGUAAGAAGUGUUUGUAGAAGUUUGAUCAAUAUCUGGAUUUGCUUUCAGGUGGAGGACGAGGCCGAGCUUGAUUCAGCUUAUAAUGUGGAACAACUUAGAUGGGCAAGUUGCUACUUCUUUUGUGGCCCGAUGCGUUUGUGGAAUCUCGGGGUUUUCUAGUUAUGACAGUUUUUUAUGUAUGGUAAUGUGAUGUUGGAAUGGUUCUUUUCACCAUUGUUAGCCUGGUGUUUCUCUUAAGAAAUGGUUUUCGUCUAUUGGAUUUGAAAGUUUUAUGCCGACAAUAUAUUCAUAUUUGUUUAGUUGGUACCUCUCAGUCUCUCUCGGUGAGCACAUGUUGCUUGAGAUACCUAUGUUCCUAGUUUGCCGGAUGAACAUUGUUUUUUGUCUUAAGCAAAAAUUAUAGCUGUUUCUUUUUCUGGUGAUA